Molecule: messenger RNA, 1582 nt
Organism: Puccinia graminis f. sp. tritici CRL 75-36-700-3
Lineage: Eukaryota; Fungi; Basidiomycota; Pucciniomycetes; Pucciniales; Pucciniaceae
Exons: 4
Coding region: 153-1109 (318 amino acids)
Biological process (GO): SRP-dependent cotranslational protein targeting to membrane
Cellular component (GO): signal recognition particle, endoplasmic reticulum targeting
Molecular function (GO): 7S RNA binding; ribosome binding; protein binding
Source: RefSeq, a predicted model, not a curated record
GUUACUGCCUGGAUUUAAACUAAAACAAAACUAGGAAUCAGACACGGUUCACCCCCAUAAACACAUAGCACACUCAUUCACACUCGACCGGACAGGAGCCACUCUCAAAUUUCAAUCCACCACCACCGAACCUGAACCAACUCCGAUUCUCGAUGGCGCCGAAAACCAGUCGGACUGCACAGCCUAAACGGUCUAAGAUCAAGUCGAAGCCGGCGCCCAGGAGGAAAAAGACGACCGAACAAAUCAUCCAAGCUCGCCGUCUCAGACUCUAUCAACAGCUCGAAAAAGGGUUUUAUCAGAAUGCCAUCAAGACUUGCAAUCAACUUCUGGACAAGCAAGGCACUGGAAAUGAUACGUUGAUCGAGACAAAGGCUAAGCUGCUUACGGCUCUCGAGCAAUACCAGGAGACUCUCGAAUAUAUAUUCACUCAGUCCGUCGAAAGUCCAGGCCUCAAGUUGUUAGAGUCUUACUGUCUGUACAAACUUGGCCAGUUGGAGAAAGCCGAUAAGGCUUUAUCGAAUCCACUUAUCACCGUCCAGGAAGAUAUCAAUCGUGCAAAACUCGCCCUUGAGUCACAGAUACUCUUCAAGCUCGGACGGACUCAAGAAGCCAAGGCGCAUCUAGAAGAGCUAUUAGUUGACUCCGAUCCGGACCAUCCCGAACACCUGGACCUGACAGCGAAUCUAUCAGCCUGUCAAGCGCGGAUCGACUUUGUCGAGAAGCAUAUUCCUAGUCAAACCGGCAAGAUAAACGUAGAUCAACUAGAGCAUGUACCGAUUACCUCUUCCUUCUUCCAUUCCCAUCCGAACUUUCCCCAACCCUCUGCUCGUCCUCGUCACCCAAGAUCUGACAAAUCUCGCAAGAUCAAACCCGUCAAGCCACUCGACCCUUCAAGACCCCCGCCGGACCCCGACCGUUGGCUCCCUCGUCGUGAAAAAGAAAAUAGUAAUCAUUCUAAAGUCAUCAAUCGGGCGGCUGUUAAGAAUAAAAAGGCCAAACAAAAACUCCUCACUCAAGGAUCGGUCUCCACUGCUCUUCCUCCUUCAGUUGAUCCCCCUUCUUCUCAAAAAUUAAAACAAACUCAACGGAAGAAGAAGAACAAAAAAUAACAUUGAUAAUGCUUUUUCUUGUCUCCCGCUGUCUUACUACGACUGAAACAUGUUUUUUCUUCUUUUUUUUGUCAAAGCAUUGUUAAUCUUGGCUCCGACUCUAAUUACAAUGUCGACUCCAUCAGCUGAGCAUGUGUCCGCGCCCCAAACAAUCACUCCCACUGUUUCACUCUAGCGUAUAACCCCGAAUGAACCACCUGAAUAUAGCUGCGCAGCCACUGUAAACAUGUUGACAAUACCACAUUACACAUUAUCGCCAGCUACCCAUAAUUAUCUAAUCAUCUUGGAUGGUAGCGAUACAUCCUCGUUUGAGAAAGGUCAAUGGCAUGCAGAUACUGAGAAACAUUCAUGAAAGCCUCCUUUGAUAUCAAGAGCUCAAAAGCAUUGUCUGUCCCAUCGAUGCUGUGGUGCUCAAUUCUGUGCUUUUUUUUGAUACUCAUUCCGCCUAAACCUUCUGGCAAUUGAAGCCUGUC